AUGGCCACGCAGGACAUGGUGAUGUCCUUUCUCGACCAGCAAGUUCGCAGCAAGCUCCAGGUCCGGCCGCCCGAGGACGGUACCGCAGAGGCUGAGGCAGCGGAGGCGGAGUGGGCGGCUCGGUGGAAGACGUGGAUGCACCCGUGGCGCUGUGGAGCGCCGGCUGCUUCACCCACAGCCAGCUGCGACGGCCGACCCGUGCGAGAGAGGCUGCUGCUGCUCUCCGAGUCUCCUCUCGUCUGGGCUAUCCCCGGCUUCUGUUCUCACGAGGAGUGCGUUCGCCUCAUCCAACUCGGCGCGCGUGGACUGCAGCCUCCUCCGGGCUGGUCGCCCGAGUGGAGAGGCCGGCAGGUUGCGAAGACAACCGUGGCGGGUGGGGCGUCGAAGGAGGAGGAGGAGCGACUACUCGCCACGCUCAGAGAGAGGGUGCACUCACUGCUGGGCUCUCCGGGCGAAGGCUCGCUGGGCCUGCAGCUAUCUUUCAACGCACCCGAGGAGGAGGCGGGGCUCACGAUUGGGUUGCACACAGACCUCAACAACGGGGCCGAGUCUCGCUGGGCGACCGUCCUCCUCUACCUCAACACCGUCCCGCCACACGAGGGAGGAGCCACCGUCUUUCCUGCCGCCAGCGCGGUGACAGCUGCCGGCACCGCGCUUGAGCCGCCACUGAAGCGGCCCUGCAGCGGAGCAGCGGAGCAGAGCGAGACCGCGGAGGGCGCGGCGGCGGAGCAGAGCGAGGCGGUGGUGGAUGCGAGCGCCGCGAGGGCGGCGGCGGAGGAGCUGUCCGCGCUGGGCGUCACCAGCACCUCGGACGCAGUGAGCUUCGCUGUUGAGGAGGAUGGCGAGGUCAGCGUCGAGUGCCUCGAAGGCGGGGGUGCUGCCGCGGUCCUCACUGCCGCCGCGCAAGCUGCGGCGGCAUCGGCCCUCGCCGCCGCCCCUCGCGGCAGCCGUCGGGGCGUCCUCAGCAGCCACGGCCCUAGCGGCGUCGGGCUCUGCGUGCACCCCUCCGAGGGAUGCGCCAUCCUCUUCUACUCACAGAGCGGAGGAGGAGGCGUGGAUCCCCUCUCGUGGCACGGUGGAGCCGCCGCGGCGGGCCUCGGCAAGUGGACGGUCCAGUGCUUUGCGACGCUGCCCGAGUCUGUGCGCGGCGACGAGGCGCGAACCAGAGCCUUCCUGUCCGCUCACCGCAUCGGGAGGGACGGGGACGGAGAUGUGACAUGA
Emiliania huxleyi CCMP1516 is the source of this 1221-nucleotide messenger RNA. RefSeq lists its product as hypothetical. Gene Ontology annotation, cellular component: endoplasmic reticulum. Gene Ontology annotation, molecular function: procollagen-proline 4-dioxygenase activity. The record is from RefSeq and is a predicted model, not a curated record. The transcript has a single exon. The coding region runs from base 1 to 1221 and encodes 406 amino acids. Gene Ontology annotation, biological process: peptidyl-proline hydroxylation to 4-hydroxy-L-proline. Lineage: Eukaryota; Haptophyta; Isochrysidales; Noelaerhabdaceae.